CGGCAGGCAGCCGCAAAUUAGAUAGGCGCGACGCGCACCGACGUCCUCCGAACGCUGUGUGACCUGCACAAGUACUGUCGCAGCCGUCUUCAUCGAGCGCGGGCGCAGCCAGCGCCACGGAUAGACGCAUAGUGCAGUGCAGCAAAAAAGAGCACAGCCCCACAAAAAUCUAAAACUCCGCCGCGCGCGACGCAGCGCUGCCAAAGAAGACAUCAAACAAAAACGAUGGCCGACGACGACCUCCUCGCGCCGCCGUCCCAGAUGCCGCCGCCCGCGCCGGUGCUGCCCGUCCCGGUGGCGCCGCCGCUACAACAUCAGUGGGGCGCCGUCGCGCCGCAGCUGGCGCCGUUGGGGGCACCGAUUACGACGGACGAAGCCUUGCGACAGCUGGAAGGCGAAGAAGAUCGAAGAGCGAGACCUCGAAAACCGAGUAUUGGCGGGAAAUGGACGCCCGAAGAAGAUCAAAAAUUACUCAAGAUAGUGGAAGAGCACGGCCCGAAGAAGUGGAAGCGCAUUUCCGAACUCUUAGGUACUGUCAGGACGGACAUCCAGUGCUUGCAUCGGUGGACCAAAGUGAUAAAACCGGGCCUGAACAAGGGCCCCUGGCUCCAGCAGGAAGAUGAUUUAGUACGGGCAGAAGUGCAGCGCAUGAAGCGCGAGUCCGCCGAGGGCGUCGUGAAGUGGGCGCAGAUCGCCGCGAGCCUCAACGGCGUCGCAGGCAAUGGUAGUACGAGGCUCGGCAAGCAGUGUCGCGAGCGGUGGUUCAACCACUUGGAUCCUACCUUGAAGAAGGGCGACUGGGAGGAAUCGGAGAACGCUACGCUGCUGAAACUGCAGAGGCAACUAGGUAAUAGGUGGUGCGAAAUAGCGAAAGUACUUAAGGGGAGGUCAGAGAACGCCAUAAAAAACAGGUGGAACUCGUCGGCGAUGAAGCGCUACGUCGCCGCCGCCGCGGCGGCGUCGGGCCAGCCCAUACCACCACCUGCUCCCGCGCGGAAGCGGAAGGCGCCCGCGCCACAACCGGUUGCGGUGCGGGCGCCGUCGCCGAUACCGUCAGCUACUGUGGUGGAUGGCGUCGACGGGUUGGUGGCGGUGUUGAGUGAUGCGUCCGUCUUCCCGACGGUGUCUCUACAACUGGUCAAAACGCUCGUCGGGCCCAUACAUUUAAAUGAUGAGCAGAAGCGUCGGAUUUUACAAGCCUGCGAGCGGCGGCUGAACGAGGACGAGGCGCCUACCCGCAGUUCUGUGGUGCGGCAGCUCCGCGAGCUGCUCGCGCCGGCGGCCGCGGUCGCUGCUUCAUAGCUCUUGUGUAAGUUCCCUUUUUCUCAA
This is a messenger RNA of Pelagomonas calceolata, 1329 nucleotides long. The record is from the annotation of a GenBank genome assembly. Lineage: Eukaryota; Pelagophyceae; Pelagomonadales; Pelagomonadaceae.